CUCUUUUAUGAUCUCUUUGGCAAAGAGAGCCAGCCUUGAUAUAACUUUCUAGGAUUGGUGGGCUACCCGAAUCACCGAGCAGUACUGUGUGUCUAGGGUCAUCCCAAAUAUACUGAUUUCCCCAUUUCCUCUCUCACCACACAGAAUAAAACUCCUGGCACCCAUCUCACAAGGCUAUUGUGCUGUUCAGAUGAGAUCACGCAUGUAAACUUUAAUGAGAUGAUGUACAAUAAGCAUUUUGUCAUCAUUUCAUUGUGAUAUAAAUAUCAGUUACUAUCAUUUUUCUAAGCCACUAAGAAAAGAGUAGAUCAGGGCUGAGGCAACUGGGCUGUGGUUCUGGCUUAAUCCUCAGCCUGCCAGCGACCCUGGACACAAUUGCCCGCUGGCCAGCUCCCUCUUGGCCUAGGGGAGGUCGAGUCAGGCUUUCUUACCAGAGAUCACUCGUUAUUGCCACCCCCACCCCCUCCAUGCCAAAGGGGCCCCUCACUUUGUCUAAAUUUUGCUGCUGCCAGACACAAGUGUUAGGUGGGGAAAACACACACACGUGUAUGUACGGCUUAAGAGUUAAAAAUAAAACCAGUCCGAGGAGCACAGAGGGGAGGGUCGCUCCUCGUAGGCAGAAUUUUAAGCUCUAAUCUCCCUCCCAGCUGCCAAGAACUCCUCCCUCCAGCUCACAGCCUACAAGCAGAGUGGAGGAGAGUCUGGGGGCAGACACUCUGCGGGUGGGGAGUCCUCCUGAUCAGGGGCUGGGGAUGGGGAGUGAGGGGAAGGGACAAAGUCUGGGCAACUAAGGAGUAAAGGGCAGAGGGCAUGGGAGUGCGCCUCCAUCGCUCCCGUUUUCAUGAAUCUGUUCAAGUGAGCGCAGUGGGUACAAGUCAAGGGUCCAGGGGCAGGGACGCCUCUCUAACUCCAUUAUGGACUCCAGGGGUAGAAUUGAGCUCGGUUUCCAGAAUUUCCUUCUAACCGAUUCAUCUUCCGGACAGCAUCCAUUCCCUCUGGUGAGAGAGCUCCGACGAAUUUAACUCAACCCAGGGAUGCAGGCUGCGCCUCUAUCCUUCGGCCUGCACGGGACGCGAGCUCGGGGGAGGGAAGGCGUUAACAGUUUGGGUCCUCGUUCUUGGACCCUCUGAGCCUCCGAGACACCAAACUGGGUCUGCCCCAGUCCAGGGGAGGGGGCGGCCUGGAAGAGAGCGCAGAGAGCCCGCGGUUAGGCCAGGAGGAGCAAGGCGAGCAGAUCCUUGGGCCUCCGGGGCCGUCCAGGGGCGCAGCGGAUAGAGCGCGCGCUCCCCAGCGCCCCGAAAGCGUGGAAGGAAAGCGAUGGCUACUCAGGACUUCGCCGCCCAGCCCGGGCCCCCGGGAGCUUCCUCGGCGGCGGAGCUCGCCGGCAGAGGCGCGGCCGACUUGGCCGGGAGAGCAGGGCCAGACGCCCUGCAGAAGCCCCCCUACUCCUACGUGGCGCUGAUCGCCAUGGCCAUCAAGGAGAGCCCGGAGCAGCGGCUCCCCCUGAGUGGGAUUUACCGGUACAUCGUGGGUCGCUUCCCCUACUACGAGCGCAACCAGAAGGGCUGGCAGAACAGCGUCCGCCACAACCUCAGCCUCAACGAGUGCUUCGUGAAGGUGCCCCGCGACGGCGGCCCCGGAGCCCCCGGAGAGCGCAAAGGCAACCUGUGGGCCCUGGACCCGGCCUUCCAGGACAUGUUCGACCAGGGCGAUUAUCGCCGGCGCCGGCGCCGGCGUCCCCGCCCUCGCGUUCCGCAGCCCCCCGGGCCCCCGACGGGGCGCUCCCCUGCGCCCUCGCCCCUCUCCUUCCCCGAGCUGCCCUGCUGCGUGCCCCAGCGUCCGCUCUACCUGCUGGGCGAUCCCUGGGCGCUGGGCCAGCCGCAGCCAACCUACUUGCAGCCGGGCUGCGCCCCUGCCGUCGGGGGGUCACCCGGGAGCUACAGUGCCUUCUCGCAGAGCCCCGAGCCCCGCCAGCCUCGGAAUCCUGGGGAGGCUGCAAGCGGCUACAGAGCCCCGGCCCCUGCGGCAGCCGCCCCGCUGUCCAUCCACUGGGGGGGAGCAGGAGCUGUCCAGCCUCCGUGGAGCGUCGGUGGCCUUCCGCAAGCGGGACUUCUGACGGCCGCUGCUCCCCAGGAAUUCCCACCCCAGCUCUCCUCCCCAACCUCAGUCCAACUGGAUUUCUGA
Sarcophilus harrisii (Tasmanian devil) is the source of this 2184-nucleotide messenger RNA. Its product is annotated as forkhead box protein L2-like. Bases 1318 to 2184 code for a protein of 288 amino acids. The transcript has a single exon. Gene Ontology annotation, biological process: regulation of transcription by RNA polymerase II; anatomical structure morphogenesis; cell differentiation. The record is from RefSeq and is a predicted model, not a curated record. Gene Ontology annotation, molecular function: RNA polymerase II cis-regulatory region sequence-specific DNA binding; DNA-binding transcription factor activity, RNA polymerase II-specific. Lineage: Eukaryota; Metazoa; Chordata; Mammalia; Dasyuromorphia; Dasyuridae.